GUUCACAUUCCAUAUUUUCAAAAAGCCAACCACCACCCAUUCAUUAUUUUCAACAGCUGAAUUACAACUCUAAACACAUAUAUAAUAUUCAUAUUCCUCACUUUUCGUCAACCGCACUUUACGGAGCAUCUUCUCUGCUCUCUGUGUUCAUCCGCCAUUAUCAAACUAACUUUGGCUGACUUACGAGUGUUGUAAAACGACACCGUAUUUGUAUGAUGAAUGGUGAGGAUAAACCGGAGGCAUCUACCUCCAAUGACGCUCGGUUAGAUAAAGAGAAGGAGAAGGAGGAGGAAAAGGAGAAGGAGAGUACCGAUACGGUGCCGUUUUAUAAGCUGUUUGCUUUUGCUGAUUUAACCGAUUACGUGUUGAUGAUUGUUGGUACCAUUGGUGCUGUUGGUAACGGAAUAUGUAUGCCUUUAAUGACUAUACUUUUCGGUGAUUUGUUAAAUUCCUUUGGUGAGAAUCAGAAUAAUGAUGAUGUGGUCAGUGCUGUUUCAAAGGUGGCGCUGAAGUUUGUUUAUUUGGGUGUUGGAUGUGGUGUUGCAUCAUUUCUGCAGGUCGCAUGUUGGAUGAUAACGGGAGAACGACAAGCUGCAAGAAUAAGGAAUUUGUAUUUAAAAACGAUAUUAAGACAAGAUGUUUCCUUCUUUGACAAAGAAACAAACACAGGGGAGGUUGUUGGUAGGAUGUCUGGUGAUACUGUCCUCAUACAAGAUGCCAUGGGGGAAAAGGUUGGAAAAUUCACACAGCUGUUUUCAACAUUCAUAGGUGGUUUUGUGAUAGCAUUCGUCAAGGGAUGGCUUCUUACACUUGUCAUGUUGACCUCGAUUCCUCCGUUGGUAAUUUCCGGCUCAAUUAUGUCGGUAACAAUAGCCAAGAUGGCAUCACGGGGCCAAACCGCUUAUGCUAAAGCAGCUACUGUAGUUGAACAGACCAUCGGAUCAAUCAGAACGGUUGCUUCAUUCACAGGGGAGAAAAAAGCGGUUGCAGAUUACAAUAAAUCACUUAUUGAUGCUUAUAAUUCCAGUGUUCAUGAAGGCCUGGCCACUGGCCUUGGUCUUGGAUCAAUGAUGUUUAUUGUAUUCUGUAGUUAUGCUUUAGCUGUUUGGUAUGGUGCAAAGAUGAUAAUAGAAAGAGGAUACACUGGAGGCACUGUGCUUACCGUCAUUUUUGCUGUGCUUACUGGAUCCAUGUCUCUUGGGCAGGCAUCUCCAUGUUUGAGUGCAUUUGCUGCGGGUCGGGCAGCAGCAUUCAAGAUGUUCGAAACAAUAAACAGAAAGCCCGAAAUAGACGCAUACGACACAAAGGGGAAAGUAUUAAACGAUAUUCGUGGUGACAUAGAAUUAAGAGAUGUGUAUUUCACUUAUCCAGCAAGACCUGAUGAGGAAAUAUUCAGUGGAUUUUCUCUUUAUAUCCCAAGUGGGACAACUGCAGCUUUGGUUGGUCAAAGUGGAAGCGGAAAGUCAACGGUGAUCAGCCUAAUAGAGAGAUUUUAUGACCCUCGAGCUGGGGAAGUUCUUAUUGAUAAUAUUAAUCUCAAAGAAUUUCAACUAAAAUGGAUUAGACAGAAAAUCGGUCUUGUUAGCCAAGAACCAGUUUUGUUUACAUCCACCAUUAAGGAAAAUAUCAUGUACGGUAAAGAUGGUGCAUCUAUGGAAGAGAUUAGAGUUGCAGUUGAGCUUGCAAAUGCUGCUAAAUUUAUCGAUAAACUACCUCAGGGACUGGACACCAUGGUUGGUGAGCACGGAACACAACUCUCUGGUGGACAAAAGCAAAGAAUUGCUAUAGCCAGAGCUAUUCUUAAAGAUCCCAGAAUCCUUCUUUUGGAUGAAGCAACAAGCGCACUCGAUGCAGAAUCUGAGAGAGUUGUGCAGGAGGCUUUGGACCGGAUAAUGGUCAAUAGAACAACCGUCAUCGUUGCACAUCGUUUAAGCACAGUCAGAAAUGCCGAUAUGAUUGCAGUUAUUCAUUGGGGAAAGAUGGUUGAGAAAGGAUCACAUACAGAGCUACUCCAGGAUCCUGAAGGAGCAUACUCUCAGCUUAUAAAAUUACAAGAAGUUAACAAAGAUUCAAAACAUUACUCAGAGGACCAAGAUAACGAAAAGGGUAAGGAAAUCAGAAGCCUCUCAAGUAAAAAAAUAUCCUACCAACGGUCAUUGAGCCGAGGGUCAACAAGCAGCCGUCGCCACUCAUUGUCCAUGUCAUACGGUUUGCCGCCACAAAUCGGUGUCGGGCCGCCAGAAUCCAUGGACACUGAAGCAGUGGACACAUCAAAAAAACAACCCAAAGUCCCACUCCGACGUCUUGCGUAUCUCAACAAACCGGAACUACCAGUAAUCAUAAUUGGUUCAGUAGCUGCUAUUGUUAACGGAACAAUAUUCCCGAUUUUUAGCAUCCUGCUUUCAAGCAUGAUCAAAACGUUUUACGAACCGGAAAGUGAAAUGAAAUCAGACUCAAGAUUCUGGGCUCUUAUGUUUAUAAUAUUGGGAGUUGUAUCUUUUCUAGCGUACCCCGGGAGAUCGUAUAUGUUCGCUGUUGCGGGGUCGAAACUUAUAAAAAGAAUCAGAUCGUUAUGCUAUGAGAAAGUGAUUAGCAUGGAGGUUGGUUGGUUCGAUAAGCCGGAAAACUCAAGCGGUGCAAUUGGUGCACGUUUGUCGACUGAUGCAGCCAGUGUUCGCGGGUUGGUUGGUGAUGCACUUGCUCAAAUUGUUCAAGACUCAGCGUCAGUUAUAACCGGUUUAGUUAUUGCUUUUACAGCUUGCUGGCAGUUGGCGCUAAUAGUUCUUGCUUUGAUCCCGUUAAUGAGUGCUAAUGGAUAUGUUCAGAUGCAGUUCAUGAAAGGGUUCAGUGCGGAUGCUAAGUUGAUGUACGAGGAAGCGAGUCAGGUGGCGAAUGAUGCUGUAGGGAGUAUAAGGACAGUAGCGUCUUUUUGCGCAGAAGAGAAAGUUAUGCAACUUUAUAGAUAUAAAUGCGAGGGCCCGAAGAAAACAGGGAUCAAACAAGGGUUGAUUAGCGGGAUCGGGUUUGGGGUUUCGUUCUUUUUACUUUUCUGUAUGUAUGCGGCAUGUUUCUACGCGGGAUCCCGGUUUGUUGAGGCGGACAUAACGAAUUUCACAGAUGUUUUUAGAGUUUUCUUUGCUUUAACAAUGGCGGCAUUAGCAGUGUCUCAAUCAAGCUCGUUUGCACCCGAUACAAGUAAAGCCAAAAGCUCCGCGGUCUCAAUUUUUUCGAUUCUUGAUCGGAAGUCAGAGAUUGACCCGAGUGAUGAAUCAGGUUUGACUUUGGAAACGGUCAAAGGGGAAAUCGAACUUCGUCACAUUAGUUUUAAGUAUCCCACCAGGCCCGAUGUUGAGAUAUUCCGUGAUUUAUGCUUAACAAUCCAUAGUGGCAAGACGGUGGCGUUGGUUGGUGAGAGUGGAAGCGGAAAAUCAACGGUUAUCCAGCUUUUACAAAGAUUUUACAAUCCGGAUUCGGGCUCUAUCACAUUGGAUGGAACUGAGUUGCACAAAUUCCAACUCAAGUGGUUGAGGUUGCAGAUGGGUCUGGUUAGCCAAGAACCCGUCUUGUUUAAUGACACCAUUCGGGCCAAUAUUGCUUAUGGAAAGGAUGGUGAGGCCACAGAGUCUGAAAUAAUAGCUGCUUCCGAGUUGGCCAAUGCCCACAAAUUCAUUAGUGGCUUACACCAGGGUUACAAUACAAUGGUAGGGGAAAGAGGGGUGCAAAUGUCAGGUGGACAGAAACAGCGAGUAGCUAUCGCUAGAGCCAUAGUCAAGAGUCCCAAGAUACUACUACUAGAUGAGGCUACAAGUGCACUGGAUGCUGAAUCAGAACGAGUGGUUCAAGACGCGUUGGAUAGGAUCAUGGUUAACAGGACCACAGUGGUUGUGGCUCAUCGGUUGUCAACCAUUAAGGGCGCUGAUGUCAUUGCAGUCGUCAAGAAUGGAGUAAUCGUUGAGAAAGGAAAACAUGAAAAAUUAAUCAAUAUUCAAGACGGAUUCUAUGCAUCGUUAGUUGCACUUCACAUGAGCUCUUCCAGUUAGGUAACAUUUUUCCUUAUAUUGUUGUAUCUUAUAAAAUAGUAGAUUACACAAUUCCACAAUUUUUUUUUUGUUAUUGUAAUAUGAAAAUAUGAAUGGGAAUAAAUAAAGAUUCUUAAUUGCUAGAAAAUGUGUAGACUUGUGAAGAAUGUCAAUGGAAAAUGAGUUCAUAUAUA
This is a messenger RNA of Helianthus annuus (common sunflower), 4213 nucleotides long. Its product is annotated as ABC transporter B family member 21. The record is from RefSeq and is a predicted model, not a curated record. The transcript is spliced from 10 exons. Lineage: Eukaryota; Viridiplantae; Streptophyta; Magnoliopsida; Asterales; Asteraceae. Gene Ontology annotation, cellular component: membrane. Gene Ontology annotation, molecular function: ATP hydrolysis activity; ATP binding; ABC-type transporter activity. Bases 213 to 4040 code for a protein of 1275 amino acids. Gene Ontology annotation, biological process: transmembrane transport.